AAUGACAAAAGAAGUGAGAGAGGGCCAUAUGCGUAUCAGCCACAAAAUCUGUUGAGCAACCCAUUCUCGAAUUCGCCGGAGGAAAAAGAUGGAAACAGCUCUGCUCCGGUACUGCUGCGUCAGUUUUUCCAGUCAUCCUUACCACAAGAAAAUAUCCGCUCACCGCAGAGUCGAUGGCGGUGAGACUCAGAGUCAGAGAGACGAGAGGUGCGCUACUACUACGGCUUUGAGUAGAAGAUCGUUAAUGGCGUCUGGAUUCUCUUUAGUCUCGUCGACGGCUUUAGCGUUUCCAGGGGAAGGAUUAGCUGUCGUGAAACAGGGUCUUCUUGCCGGUAGAGUUCCUGGUCUUUCCGAACCUGAUGAUCAAGGUUGGAGAACAUACCGUAGACCAGACGAGAAGUCAGGAGGACAUGGUGUUGGUUGGAGUCCUAUCAUCCCUUACGCCUUUACGGUUCCUCAAGAUUGGAGUGAGGUACCUGUAUCGAUCGCUGAUCUUGGUGGCACAGAGAUUGACUUGAGAUUUGCUAGUCCUAAAGAAGGCCGCGUGUCUGUUAUCGUAGCUCCUGUUCUAAGAUUUGCAGAUAACCUCGGGGACGAUGUUAAGAUUGAGAAUAUUGGACCACCAGCAAAGGUGAUUAACGCGUUUGGACCGGAAGUGAUCGGAGAAAACGUAGAAGGGAAAGUGUUGAGUUCAAAUGUAGCAGAGCACGAAGGCAGACUCUAUUACCAAUUCGAGCUAGAGCCACCUCAUGUACUGAUCACUGCAACAGCUGCCGGAAACCGCCUUUACUUGUUUAGCGUCACCGGAAACGGGCUUCAAUGGAAGAGAUACUACAAGGAUCUGAAGAGGAUAGCUACUUCGUUCCGUGUUGUCUAGACUCUAGAGGGAUUUUAGUCGAAAGAGUUUUUGAUUCAUCGGAUCUUCAACAGGGUUUUACACAUGAGCUUAUCAAAGACUGACUAAGAACACAAAGAGCGCGGUACAUAAAUGUAUUUGUAAAAAAGUUGAGAAUCGUGUAAUAUUAUUACAGUAAACCAAAUACGACCAGUGUAAUAACAUGUUUGGCAUACGGGUAUUAUUAGUAGAUCAUCAGAAACCAAACAGAAUUCAAUA
This is a messenger RNA of Camelina sativa (false flax), 1114 nucleotides long. RefSeq names its product psbP domain-containing protein 4, chloroplastic. Gene Ontology annotation, biological process: photosynthesis. Gene Ontology annotation, molecular function: calcium ion binding. NCBI's taxonomy places the organism in Eukaryota, Viridiplantae, Streptophyta, Magnoliopsida, Brassicales, Brassicaceae. Gene Ontology annotation, cellular component: extrinsic component of membrane; photosystem II oxygen evolving complex; photosystem II. The record is from RefSeq and is a predicted model, not a curated record.